Momordica charantia (bitter melon) is the source of this 1647-nucleotide messenger RNA. RefSeq names its product fasciclin-like arabinogalactan protein 17. Lineage: Eukaryota; Viridiplantae; Streptophyta; Magnoliopsida; Cucurbitales; Cucurbitaceae. The record is from RefSeq and is a predicted model, not a curated record.
GACAAAAACACCAACCAAUAGAAAAAAGACUUUCCUCUAGCUUCUCAAAGCCGCUGCCCGUUGCCCGCUUUCCUACUUGCCACGUGAACCUUCCAUGAUCUGCUGCUCCCGAUUUCACCGAUUACACUAAACUCAACGAAUACAAGACUGCCACGUGUAAAUAGUCAACGCUCCUUGACUUACCAACUCUAUGUUAAUGGGACAGUUGUGACGCCGCUACGAAAUAGUAAAAGAACAAAGAAGCAAUGAACCAUCACAGGUUUCGGUCACAGACAGCUUGACAGUCGCUCUCUGCUCGGCCCCCUUUCUCUCUCUAGGCUUUCUUUCUCUCACUUCAAAGUUCUCUAUCGGCGCCUCGCCUGAAUCCACCGCAUUCGUCGGUCGCCAUGGAUUUCAUCAUCUGUGGCGCAUCGAAGCUCUUGUUUGCUAUAUUUGUUGUUAUGCUAUUCGCGAUUGCCUCAUCUGCAUUGCCGGAAAAUUCCAAUUCUAAUUCCAGGUCCUCAUCUCCGGCUGUGCCCGGCCAGAUCAACUCCAAUUCUAUCCUGGUUGCUUUACUGGACUCUCAUUAUACGGAGCUGGCCGAGUUAGUUGAGAAGGCUAUGCUGUUGCAGACCCUAGAAGACGCCGUCGGCAGCCGGACCUGGCGGAGCACAUCGCCAUUUUAACGGUGAGAGACAAGUUAAAGAUUUCAUCCAAACUCUGCUACACUACGGUGGCUACAACGAAAUGGCCGACAUCCUGGUCAAUCUAACAUCGUUAGCCACUGAAAUGGGGCGACUGGUAUCGGAGGGUUAUGUGCUAACUGUUCUGGCUCCGAACGACGAAGCCAUGGCCAAACUAACCACCGACCAGUUGAGCGAGCCAGGAGCACCUGAGCAGAUUAUGUACUACCAUUUAAUACCCGAGUAUCAGACGGAAGAGAGUAUGUACAACGCUGUUAGGAGGUUCGGGAAGGUGCGAUACGACACCUUGAGGUUGCCGCAUAAAGUGGUGGCUCAAGAGGCCGACGGGUCGGUGAAAUUCGGCAAUGGAGAUGGGUCGGCGUAUUUGUUCGAUCCUGAUAUUUACACGGAUGGACGGAUCUCGGUGCAGGGCAUUGACGGGGUAUUAUUCCCGCCGGAGGAGACAGAGGCCAAGGACGCACCAAAAACGGUUCAACCCGCUAAGGUGGUGGCCAAGCCCCGCAGAGGGAAACUACUGGAAAUUGGUUGCCGGAUGUUGAGAACUUUUGGACAGGAUUCUUCUUUCACAGCUUGUCACUGAAGUCUGUAUUGGUUGAUUAAAACCAAAAGAAGAUUUGCUAGAACGUGAUAGGAUCCAGAUGGUGCAAACACAAAGGAAGUUCUGUAAGGACAACUCAAAGGUCAGAUGUUGUAUAAUGUUAAGCAACUUUGGUGGGCUGCUGCUGGUAGGAGAAAAGUCUGUGUAGCUUUUAUAAUUCACCAUUAUGGAGUACAUAAUGUAAGUCUAUUUUGUAUACCUUAUUCAUUGUCAGUGGUGGAGGUGGGAUCUGUUAGUUGUGUUGUGUCUGGCCAACACGUGUGGGCAGGUAACUUGCACACUUCUAAUCUGCCUCAGUCAAUAAUUUGAAAUAAAAUGUAUUAUGGAGUGCGAAAUGAAAAAUUCUUUCUGUUACUUUCAUUUAAA